Messenger RNA from Macrosiphum euphorbiae (potato aphid), 1239 nucleotides. The record is from the annotation of a GenBank genome assembly. NCBI's taxonomy places the organism in Eukaryota, Metazoa, Arthropoda, Insecta, Hemiptera, Aphididae.
AUGUCUGCUGGAGAAGUGGUUAUGGAAGUGCCAACGAGCUUGAAACGUCUUGCACGAUUGGUUGUAAGAGGUUUCUAUACUAUAGAAGAUGCACUCAUAAUUGACAUACUGGUUAGAAAUCCUUGUAUGAAAGAGGAUGACAUGUGUGAAUUAUUAAAAUUUGAAAGAAAAAUGCUUAGACAACGCAUAUCUAUACUAAGAAGUGAAAAAUUUUUACAAACUAGGUUGAGAAUGGAAACUGGUGCUGAUAGUAAGGCACAAAAGGUCAACUAUUAUUUUAUAAAUUAUAAGUCUUUUGUGAACAUGGUCAAGUAUAAACUUGAUUGUAUGCGAAAGAAAAUGGAGACACAGGAACGUAAUGCAACAAGUCGAGCCAGUUUUAAAUGUGUUCAAUGUUUCAAAACUUUUACCGAUUUAGAAGCUGAUAUGUUAUUUGAUUUCCAAACCAACGAAUUCCAUUGUACUUUUUGUGGGGAGUUGGUUGAAGAAGACACUUCGGUUUUACCACAACAAGAUUCUCGUGUAAUGUUGGCUAAUUUCAAUGAAGUUGUAGAACCUUUUUAUUCAAUACUUCGUGAACUAGAUGGUAUCCGUCUUGCGCCAGAACUUCUCGAACCUGAACCUACCCGUAUUCUAGGACUGGAAUCAGCAACAUCACAGUCUUCUGGCGGUAAACAAAUGAAUGGUAUGGAACGAUGGGGACCUGAUAAAAUGCGAAAUCUGGACUCAAAUAGUUCUAAAAUGGAAGUUACUAUUGGUGAAGACCUCCAAGACAAUCGUCCUGUUAUCAAAGAACGACCUAUAUGGUUAACAGAAAGUACAGUUGUAGAAAAUACUUCUACUCGAGAUUCAAUUGAAAUGGAGACUAAAGAUCAUACUGAAGGAGCUCCACUUGAAUUCACUCCUGAUGUAGAUAUAAUGACCGUCUUAUUGCAACAUGAAAAACGUGCGGAUCAAACUGAUGGGCCUGGUAAGAAAAGUGGGCAGGACGCGGAUUCAAGUGAUGAAGAUUUUUCAAAAACCAUAAAGAAUGAACCUUCUAUUGGUUCAGGUGUUGAAGAGCUAACAUCAGAAGAGGAAGAAGAUGACGAAGACGUACCUUUGGUAAGUGUGGCUGGCCGUCGUGUACCAAUAACAGAAGUAGUAAAUAUGACAGAUGCCAUUAGUCAAAUGACACCAUCCGAAAAAGAACACUACAUACAAGUUUAUCAAGACUAUUUCUCUGCGUUGGGUGAUUAA